Volvox carteri f. nagariensis is the source of this 1467-nucleotide messenger RNA. RefSeq lists its product as uncharacterized. The transcript has a single exon. Bases 1 to 1467 code for a protein of 488 amino acids. Lineage: Eukaryota; Viridiplantae; Chlorophyta; Chlorophyceae; Chlamydomonadales; Volvocaceae. The record is from RefSeq and is a predicted model, not a curated record.
AUGAGCGCCAUCCGCAGUAGCCACUCCAGCACAUCCCGCAGCAGCAGCAGCCGCCAUGGAACAAGUGGCAGUAGCUUCUGCGACUUGCUCCUGCUGUCCAUCAUGCGGCUGUACUACGGCCUGACAGGCUUUCUUACCUCCCAGCCCGCCGCCAACACCCAAGCCGUCGCCAACUUCCAUCGCUCCGCCGCCGUCACCGCCGGUGAUGAUGGCGGUAAAAGCGACGACAAGGGUCAACGGAGUGACAGCUCUACGGCCUUCACGGGAGCCGAGCCGAGCUGGCUCCCGGAUUGUACGACAACGGCGGCCGACGUCGGGAGCGACACUCCGCGUCCGCAUGCAGUCUCCUCGCAAUCGAGGCAAGAAGGCACUCACGACGACGACAGCUACCUGCCAUCGCUCGCAGACACCGUAGGCGCCAGGAAUGCAUUACAGCCGCGGGUGGGUGUAGAACCCGUAGGAAAAAUGGGCGCGGGGAAUACGGAGACAGGAAGCGGCAGAGGCAGGGCUGGCAACGGCGGCCUCCGCCAACAGCAGCGGUGGCGGCACAGCCGCCGUACACUUGCUGCGGCAGCAGCAAAUGUUAGCGACGGCGCUCGUGGGACCUCCAUUUUGGUGGCAGGCAACGGUACGGCUGAGGUAUACCUGGUGCUUGCCGGCACCGCAGCCGACCCCGCCGACAGGUACGGCAUCAACCUGUCAUACGAGUCACUUGCCGCGGCAGGGCUGCAAGCGGCGUUGCUAUCCGUGCUGCCGAGGACGCUGACGCUGCUCGACAGCAGCGGCGUCGUGACAGUUACCUGGAAUAAUGAGUCGGCGCAGCCCGUUUUGGACGGCGUCAACAGCUACUUUGAGCUUCACAUCCCGGCAACGAACCUGGACACCGAAGAGGGCUUUGGUUGCCUGGUGUAUAAUACGACGAGCAACUUGCUGCACACCGCAGCGGGCAACAUUACGAGCCUGCCAACGGCGGCAGGGGCAGUAGUGCCACCGCCGGCGUCGUACAACGCCACGACGCAGAUGCUGGUAUGCCGUCUAGUCAGCGCGGGGGGGAGUUACGUGGUCGCCCAGGAGCAGCAGCAGCAGCAGCAGCAGGCAGCACUGUCAAGCGGCGGAAAUGGCAACACGAGCAACAGCAACACCAUUAACACUGGCGGUGAGGGGGUCGGAAGUGGCGGAGGAGGAAGCAAAAGGCGAGAUGCGAGUCUGGCGGAACUGGUCACAGCGAGCGUGGUCGGGGCCGUCAUGGCAAUUCCAAUUUCUGCUUUGGUAGUAACGUUGUGGGUUUUGCGAUCAAGGAGGCGGCGGAAAGAGGCGGCUGAGGCUGAAGCUCUGGCUCUGGCUCGGGCAGCCGAGCGGCAACAGCACCACCAACACCACUAUAAGCAACAACAGCAGCAACUCCAGCAGCCGUCAACGCGCCAUAUGGCUUCGGUGCCGUACAUUGCCGUACAUCCUGUAAACUAG